AUGAGGGCAACGCACAGGGGUGAAAGGAUGCCAUGGAGGGAUGGCGGACAUCGUCUGUGGGGGAGGAGAGUGCCCGAAGCUGGAGAGGACAGCACAACUUUUGUUCUUAAAGGUGGGCGCGACGUGGAUGAGAAAACACGAGCGCGCAGCCAGCCGCCUGCCGCCCGGCCCGGAGUCCAGCGCCUCCGGCCAGCACCGCCAUCCACCCUGGGGACGCUGCGAGGCCGCCGCCGCCUGCGCCGCCGCCGCUGUCUGCCGCGUGGCCCCCGCUCCCGCACCUCCUUUCCCGUGGUCUUCGAGGACCCGCAGCCGCCGCCGCCAGCCAUGCUGCCCACGCUGCCCCCGCAGGUGCGCCAGAACUACCACCCCGACUGCGAGGCCGCCGUCAACUGCCACAAGACGCUGGAGCACCACGCCUCCCUCACGUGCCAGGCCCUGGCCUUCUACCUCCAGAGCGAGGCCGUGGCCUUGGGGUUCUUAGGCCGCUUCUUCCUGCGCCUCUCUGACCAGCACAACCAGCGCGCCGAGGAGCUGAUGCGCCUGCAGAACCAGCGCGGGGGCCGGGUCACGUUCCCCGACAUCCCGAAGCCAGACACCUGCAGCUGGGAGAGCGGCCUCAAGGCCAUGCAGUGCGUCUUGCUCCUGGAGGGGCGUGUGACCCAGAGCCUGCUCGGCCUGCGCCAGCUGGCCGCCGACAAGCGGGACCCCCAGCUGCGUCACUUCCUGCAGAUUCACUGUCUCAACCCGCAGGCGGAGCUCACCAAGGAGCUGGCGGAUCACAUCACCACCGUGAGCAAGAUGGAGGCCGUGGGGGUCGACACGCCAGAGGCCCUCUUCAAGAAUCUCACCCUGGACGAUGGCGACGAGAACUGA
Molecule: messenger RNA, 873 nt
Organism: Hippopotamus amphibius kiboko
Lineage: Eukaryota; Metazoa; Chordata; Mammalia; Artiodactyla; Hippopotamidae
Product: ferritin heavy chain-like
Exons: 2
Coding region: 1-873 (290 amino acids)
Biological process (GO): iron ion transport; intracellular iron ion homeostasis
Cellular component (GO): cytoplasm
Molecular function (GO): ferrous iron binding; ferric iron binding
Source: RefSeq, a predicted model, not a curated record